GAGAAGGAACAUGCAGAUUUUCGGACGUGUUCGGGACAGUUAUGGUGCCUCUUGAGGGCUUGCGCACACCUCCGGAAGCCUCUGAGCAUGUCAUGGUACCGCAGGGUGAAGAAGACAGGAGGAGAAGAACAAUCAUCAACAAUUAUGCACGCUGCGUUUGUCCCCACCAGCCUCCACUGGCGAUCCGGUCAUACCGUCGAACGCCUGCACGUUCGCCUUCAUUGACUUCGCGGUCGUGGUUGUCGUCUUCCUCGUGGGCGUGGUCGUGACCGUUGAGGGUUUGGGCAUCAUUUACUCCGCCAUUUUGGCGCUGCACGCGGACCAGUAUAUCCUGGUCUUCCACGGUUUCGGCGUGUUCGACUUGUCCUUCAGCGUUUUCCUCGCCCCCUGAGCUGCCGCGUAGCUAGUUCCUGAUGCUCGCGGUGAAUUUAGUGCACGACCACUACAUCGAGAUCGCCCUCGCCCUGCUGUCGCAGUCCAAGACGUCCGACGCGGGCAAGCGGGAGAAGGCUCGAAUACGGUACCUCCUGCGUGAGAUCGUGGAGCUCCGCCGGAACAAGAUCGUUGAGGCCAUGAAGACCGAGAUCGAAGCUCAUCAAGAGGCGCUGAACGUGACCGGCAUGUCUGCCGCGGAGCGCACCUGCUUCCGCACCCGCUCCCUGUACAUCGUGGACCACUUCGUCAGCCUCCUGGCCGGGAAGAAGGUGGCCCACCUGGAGGGCGAUCCCGAGUCCGCGGACACGAUGCAGGAGGAGGACAGCCUGAGAGCGGACAGCGGCCAUUCGUAGCACUGAGCGGCUUGCGCGGGCGGUGCGCCCUCUUCCCGGAGGGCGGCUCGAGGGGCUCGACGGGGAUCGCCUUCGACUGUUCGCGAUCAGAGUCGCAGAGGCUGCCACAGCUCUCGAGCCUGGCCCAGCUCCCCGCGGCGGGGGCGCGGGGAGGGAGGCCUGGCCGGCACUCUUUGCGUCGGCCUCGCACUUGGUGUGUAGUUUAGUUUUGGGGGGUGCUUGUAGGUCGAUUCGGCAACGAAUCCAACGGCAGCGCAGGCGAAGCGCAGACUGCCGCCAGUCGCUCGGCCGCGCGUCCCGGUUGGCCCUCGGCCAGUCCGCGCACGAUUUUUUGCUAGAGGCCGCUGCUGCUGCUGCUCGGGGGGUCAGCGGCGCUGCCCUUUCUCGGCCUCUCGCUCACGCUGGGCCAAAGCCCGCUCCUCCUCCUCCUCCUCCUCCUCCUCCUCCU
This is a messenger RNA of Prorocentrum cordatum, 1236 nucleotides long. Lineage: Eukaryota; Dinophyceae; Prorocentrales; Prorocentraceae. The record is from the annotation of a GenBank genome assembly.